UGGUCUUUCACUCUGUGAUGGUCCGUUGCUGGAGUAGUUCGCAUGAACGCUCCUUUCGACGUAGGGUUCGUAGCACAUGUAAGGUUAAUGAGGACGCAUGGAAAAGUGAGCUUACAUGCCUCAAGUAAUAAGGUAUUGUAUUGCAUUCUAUUGUAUUGCUAUAUAGUCCUGCCGGUGUGCUCGCAGUAACUUUUUUGUUCCAGUCGUCACUGUUCGUGUACUUGCACAGUUAAGCCUAGGCGUGUUGUGCGAGAGACCCGAGGCUGGUUGUGCUAUUUCUAUAAAGCCAAAAGACGUUCAAGCCCUAAAGAACUACAAGCAGAUUUACAAGAAGCUCAUGAUGUGUUCUUUAAUAUUGCAAAUCUGCAGAUUUAAAUGAAGCGUAUGAUGUGUUCUGUAGUAUUGCAAAUAUUAUUCUAUUUCAGAUCAUGUGGCAAAGAUGAAUGCGUUUGCGACCCGACCCGGUUGCAAAGUCGCGCAACUCCCCAGCUGUCACCACUAUUCCAGAAGCAACAGGUAUUGAAAGCAUCGAAGUUUACGAAGCGAUCUCUGCGCUUGAGAACCCCUUAAGAGGCGUUUGCAUACUUAAUGCAGUUGUUCGAACAUGUGUGCGGAUGCUAUUCCAUGUGGGAAACAUUGGUCUACAAAGACCGCACCAUGGCAGGAAGAGCAGCUCGGCCUGGAGAUGUUUCUCUUCCCUGUUCGCAGCGGGUGCGCCAGAAGCUCAAACCUCGGAGACAGCUCUCGAAGACUUGCUCACCCGCGACUCUUCCCGCAUGCUCCACCCGAUGCUGCACCUGGCUUUCGGCUGCACCUGCCUGCUGGGGCUCGUCGUGGCCUUCGCCGUCGGCAUCGUCCUCCUCAUCGUGAAGGCCGCGAGAGCCCGACCGCCUAACGUCACAGAGGCAUCCGGUGUGAUAGACAAGUACAGCAUCAAUCUUGUUUCCACGCCGGGUGAACAGGAGUUGCGGGAGGCCGCCGACAAGAGCGACUACGCGUGGCCCUUCGGUGAGCAGCUGUCAAAAACUGAUCAACCUCACGGCGAAUGGCUGAACACGGCGCCGCCUCCUGGAGUGCCGCGGCGACGCAUCCCUGAAGCGUUGUUGGGCGCCGACUAAUAGUUUGCGUGGUUUUGCGCGCACUAGAGCUCAUUAUUGCAUCAAAUUAAAUAUAUUUAAAAAAAGGCGCGUGUGUCAUGACGCGAAGCUGCGCAGAAAAGCUGGUGACGACAUAGCUCCCGAGGACUACGUCAGCACGUGACAGCUCCGCAUAUUCACUGUAAACCGAUUUGCACCCUUA
Molecule: messenger RNA, 1299 nt
Organism: Dermacentor albipictus
Lineage: Eukaryota; Metazoa; Arthropoda; Arachnida; Ixodida; Ixodidae
Source: RefSeq, a predicted model, not a curated record